This is a messenger RNA of Acaulospora colombiana, 465 nucleotides long. Lineage: Eukaryota; Fungi; Glomeromycota; Glomeromycetes; Diversisporales; Acaulosporaceae. The record is from the annotation of a GenBank genome assembly.
AUGGAACAACCGUCUGUCACCUUGAGUGCUACUCAAUCUGUCGAUUAUCUUGGUCAAACUCACGAUUGGUCUGCCACUGAUGUCAUCUAUACUUACAAGGAGAUUACUCGUCAACUUGCUGCCUGCCGAGAAAAGAUUCGUGAGGAAAACGAACAAAAGUUGACAGCACCUAAGGCUCCGUCCUCCAAACAGCAACCAAAAAAUGUUAAAGAGCAAGCGACCCGUAGGCAACUGGCCCACCAACAAUCGUCCUCACCUCAGUCUCAACAACAGCGUACGCCCGGCAACAAAGUCAUUGGAAACAUUAGCAGGCAACUUCAACAACAAAAGCACGAAUCUGCCCUGCGCGCCGAAGAAAAACGUCUAAUCCGUAUGCAAAAUUCUCUGUGGAGACGUAUGGGUCCCACCGUCGGUUGCGUUGGGAAAGGCAACAAACUUGUUUCUCCAAGGACUUUAAAAUGGUAA